AUGGUGGGUCUUUCUUUUUUAGAUCAAAAUUUUCAAGAAACAAUUGAACACAAGCAAAAAAUGGCAAGUUUCUUAGGAUUGUACUCCAAAUCGUCUUCUUCAUUUCUGCUUCUUUGCUUCAUUUGUUUUGCUUUGAUGAAGCUAUCAAAUGUUAGAGCAUGGAGCAAAGAAGGUCACACUAUGACAUGCCAAAUUGCACAGAGUCUCCUGAGUCCUGAUGCUGCCCAUGCUGUAAAAAUGUUGUUACCGGACUACGUGAAUGGAGAUUUGUCAGCGCUGUGUGUAUGGCCUGAUCAAGUAAGGCAUUGGCACAAGUAUAGCUGGACAAGCCCACUUCACUUCAUUGACACCCCGGAUAAAGCCUGCAACUUUAAGUAUGAAAGGGAUUGCCAUGAUCAACAUGGAGUUGAAGAUAUGUGUAUUGCCGGUGCCAUCACAAAUUUCACCACUCAGCUUUCGCAUUACCGCCAUGGAUCUUCAGAUCGCCGGCACAAUAUGACAGAGGCCUUAUUAUUCCUUUCCCACUUCAUGGGGGAUAUACAUCAGCCAAUGCAUGUGGGUUUUACAACUGAUGAAGGAGGGAACACCAUAAACUUGCGCUGGUUUAGGCAUAAAUCAAAUCUGCAUCAUGUGUGGGAUAGAGAGAUCAUUCUCACAGCAGCAGCGGAUUACUACGGCAAGGAAAUCGACCUCCUCGAAAAAGACAUAGAGAGUAACUUCACAGAUGGAAUCUGGUCUGAUGAUGUCGAAAACUGGAGGGACUGCAGUGAUAUAUCUGCUUGUGUAAACAAAUAUGCGACAGAAAGUAUAAACAUAGCCUGCAAAUGGGGUUAUAAGGGAGUUAAGUCUGGAGAGACUUUGUCUGAUGAUUACUUCAAUUCAAGACUGCCUUUUGUGAUGAAGCGAAUAGCUCAAGGCGGAGUUCGACUGGCCAUGAUCCUAAACCAUGUUUUUGGUGACUCCCAACAAGAGUUUCUAGCAGCAACUUGA
Molecule: messenger RNA, 990 nt
Organism: Oldenlandia corymbosa var. corymbosa
Lineage: Eukaryota; Viridiplantae; Streptophyta; Magnoliopsida; Gentianales; Rubiaceae
Source: the annotation of a GenBank genome assembly